Molecule: messenger RNA, 1800 nt
Organism: Drosophila subobscura
Lineage: Eukaryota; Metazoa; Arthropoda; Insecta; Diptera; Drosophilidae
Product: fatty acid hydroxylase domain-containing protein 2
Exons: 6
Coding region: 187-1425 (412 amino acids)
Biological process (GO): sterol biosynthetic process
Molecular function (GO): iron ion binding; C-4 methylsterol oxidase activity
Source: RefSeq, a predicted model, not a curated record
ACGCAUACAUUGAUGUGAGAAAUUCCAGUGAAAUCGAAAAAUCGAAAUCCUUUAAAUGUCAAGGGCAACAAAUAAACAGCAGGGGCCAUAACAAACGGAGCGAACGAGAAGAAAAGGAAACAAAACGAAACGAAGAAGAGCAACAAAUAAGUAAAUAAAUUUGAACGAUUAAGCAGCAGCAGCAGAAUGUCCCAUCCGGCUCAUGGAAGGCCGCCCAACAAUGCCUCCGCCCAAGCCACAUCCUACUCAUCCUCGUCGUCGUCGACGUCCUCAACGCCCGUGUCACUGACAGUGCCGCCGGCAGGCACAGCCGCCGCCUCAUCCGCUGGAGGAUCAUAUGGAGCUGCGAAGGACAAGGAUAAAGUUGGUCUACCUCCCGUUUACCUAACCCUGAAUGAUCAUGCCAACAAGCUGGAGCAGAUGCACUCAGCCUCUGGUACCGGUUCCGGGUCCAGCACCUGGGAUGAGCACCGCACCGCCGAUGUCUGGCUCUCGUCACUGCACAGCGUCAUCUUUAUCAUUACGUGCGCCCUGGCCGUGUUUAUACUCUUUCGCAACGUUCUCACCUGGCAUUUGCAGAGCUUUUGGGGCGCCUCCGGUGACUUUUGGCAAUCGCAGUGGGACAAGUUCAUCGAUUCCUUUGGCGAUGAGCCCAUGGUACUCUGGGUCUUUGGCACCACUAUAUUCACGAUGAUCGUUUACUGGACCGUUGGCACAAUCUACACAUUCAUGGACCUAACGAACCGGCCGGCCUGUCUGCGCAAAUACAAGAUCCAGCCGGGCACCAAUGAGCCCGUCGAGACGCGACGCCUGCUGAAGGUCAUUUGGUGUGUGAUCUUUAAUCAAAUAUUUGUGGGCAUACCACUGGCCUAUGGCAGCUAUCGGCUGAUGGAGAUCCGUGGCCUGAGCGACAUACGGGACCUGCCUACGUUCCACUGGGUAUGCUUCGAGCUGACCGUCUGCAUACUGAUGGAGGAGCUGGGAUUCUACUACUCGCACCGCCUGCUGCACCACAAGUUCAUCUACAAGUAUAUCCACAAGCAGCACCAUGAGUGGACGGCCCCCAUAUCGGUGACGGCCAUCUAUUGCCAUCCCAUCGAGCAUAUUUUCAGCAACCUGCUGCCACCCUUUUUGGGUGUAUUUCUUAUGGGCAGCCAUGUGGCCACCGCCUGGCUGUGGUUCGCCCUCGCCAUUCUGUCCACCCUCAAUGCCCAUUCUGGCUACCACUUGCCCUUCUUCCCCAGCCCAGAGGCUCACGACUUUCACCAUCUUAAAUUCAGCAACUGCUUUGGCGUGCUGGGAGUGCUCGACCGCCUGCAUGGCACUGACUCGCUGUUCCGUGCCACCAAGUCCUACGCUCGCCACAUUAUGAUGCUCAGCUUCAAGCCGCCACGCGACGCCUUUCCCGAUUCCACCAUGAAGUGAACGGGCUGGGAGCCCCCACACACACAGGCACGCGCCACUGCAUCAGCAUUCCUUUACACAAAAACAAAAACAAAACAGGAAAAAUCUCUGUGUAUACAAAUCUCAUUGUGAUAUAAGCAGGCCAGAACCGAUCCCUGAUCCAGCUCCUAAAUAUAUUUUGUACACGAACGCCGCACGCAUGCCGCACACAGCGCCACUUCAUGAUAUAUCAUAUAACGAUCUAGAUCCCUCGUCCAGCCUUAGCAGCACCUGCACCAGCGCCAGCGCCAGCACUCGCUCGUCCAACGAGGGCGACAGACAACCAGCCCCACCCCAAUACCAACCCAUGACUAUGUUAAUCGAAAUAUAAAUACUCGUAUGAGAACUAAAUGUAAA